GUCGGUCGCAAAAGCGAGAAAUGCUUGAUAAGUGCAAAAGCGGAAUUAAAGUUAUAUAUAUAGCUCUUAUCUCCAGUUCUCGUUUAAAGCCUUUACAUAAAUCCGAAUCAGUACGUUUCAGGUCUUCGCUUGCAGUGGUUGUGCUAUAUCAGAAUGUUUAAGCUUAAACAUUUUAUUGUGUACUUACUAAUUGCCUGCAAUCUGUGGGAAUCCGGUACGGAAUCCACCGGGAAUACCCGAUCCGUGUGCCUUCUGCAAGAUCCGCCCAAUCAGUGCGGAGAAUUCUGCCUUUUGGUGCUCCAACCGCUUUUGGAUCACAUUGCCAAGCACCAGGAGCAAUGGAACACCACCGAAGCCCUCAGACUAAACGACACCCAGUUCAAAUUGGACAGGAUACAAACCCAGCUGGCGGCACAAACUCUUUCCUUGGAGGAUUCCGCGAAGAAAGUGCCCGGAGACAUAAAGGAGAGACUGCAGAGAAUGGAAAAUCUGCAGACAACAUUACAGGAAACUCUAAAGAAAAUGCCAUCUGAACUCGACGAGAGAUUAACCAGAAUGGAAAAUCAACAAAAGUCCAUCGGCGGCCAGUUGGCAAAUCAGAUCAAUCUUACAAUAGGUCAUCAAGGUCAGUUGGAAUCGCUGAAGAAUGCAGUUCCGAUAAACUUGGAAGUGAGAUUGGCUCAGAUAGAAGAACAGCAAAAGCUCUUUACGGAAACCUUAAAGAAAAUCCCAGAGGACUUUGAGCAGAGACUGGAAAGGUUGGAGCAGCAUCAGAAGGACGAGCUGACCAAGAUGGCGACUCAACAGAACGCCAUCCAGGACACCCUCUCGAAGAUUUACAUAAAGGUCUUCUGGCCGGAGUUUGAGCGAAUCGGCACUAGAUUGUUCUACAUCAAUAACAACGAUGCACACGAUUGGAAUUCCGCCGUAGAGUACUGCCGCAAAAAGGGUGGCUAUAUAGCCGCCAUCAAAGAUGAAGAGGAGCUGGACGCCAUUUCGCUAAAACUGAACGCCAAGAACUACUGGCUGGGCAUAAACGACCAGAAGGACAUGCACAGCUACGUAUCCAAGGCAUCCGGCAAGAAAAUUACAUUUUUCAAUUGGAAUAAGGGCGAACCCAACCACGGAAAUAGCGAUGAGCGCUGCGUUGAGCUGUUUCACAACAAAAUGAACGAUGAUCCGUGCUCCAAAAAGAAGUAUGUUAUAUGUCAAACUGAUAAUGAAGUUUAGCUGAAUAG
This is a messenger RNA of Drosophila santomea, 1238 nucleotides long. RefSeq names its product low affinity immunoglobulin epsilon Fc receptor (gene lectin-24Db). NCBI's taxonomy places the organism in Eukaryota, Metazoa, Arthropoda, Insecta, Diptera, Drosophilidae. Bases 154 to 1230 code for a protein of 358 amino acids. The record is from RefSeq and is a predicted model, not a curated record. The transcript has a single exon. Gene Ontology annotation, molecular function: signaling receptor activity.